AUGAAGAAGAGUGCCAAUGCUGAAUAUGACUUCUUGGAUUUCUGGGAAGCCAACCAAAAGUUCUUUGCUAUGAAGCAAGGAACAACCAAAAACUUGAUUCAUUUCAAGGAACAAUUCUUGAGACAAGCUGAAGUCCUGCAAGAUCUAUAUGGCGUUGCCUGGUUCCAAAAGUUUGCAGUCAAGACAAAAGAGUAUGCUGCUAUUGCUAGCACUGAUACUGCUGCUCAAGACAAGUUCAAGGAUGCUAUCUUUGAAGCCGAAAAGACCAACCUAAUAAAGGUAAAGGUAAAGGUAAAGGUAAAGGUAAAGGUAAAGGUAAAGGCAAAGGCAAAGGUAAAGGCAAAGGCAAAGGCAAAGGCAAAGGCAAAGGCAAAGGCAAAGGCAAAGGCAACAAAGGCAACAAAGGCAACAAAGGCAACAAAGGCAACAAAGGCAACAAAGGCAACAAAGGCAACAAAGGCAACAAAGGCAACAAAAGCAACAAAGGCAACAAAGGCAACAAAGGCAACAAAGGCAAAGGCAACAAAGGCAGCAAAGGCAGCAAAGGCAGCAAAGGCAGCAAAGGCAGCAAAGGCAGCAAAGGCAAAGGCAAAGGCAAACCAAAGGCAAACCAAAGGCAAACCAAAGGCAAACCAAAGGCAAACCAAAGGCAAACCAAAGGAUGGAAAGAAGAAGGCAGCAUAUACAGUUCAAGCUAUAGUUCCUGGAGCUUCUGCAUCCACAAGUGGAGCCUUGACUGUUGUGGGAAGCGUUACUAUCACACCUUUGCGACUUGCUGGUACUACAGGUAAUCAGAUGAUGCAAGUUCCUGCAGGAAUGCAGCUCAUGCAGAUUCCAACUCAAGGUGGUGGCACUGUGACUGUCCCUUACUCUAUGAAUGCCAAUGGUGAGAUUGCGUUCAGUGGAAUGCAACUUGGCCAUCAAGGAUUCAGUGGUGCUCAAGUGCGCCAAGGAUUUGAUGGAACUCAAGCUCGAACUCCGCAGGUUGUGAAGACUGGCUAA
Cylindrotheca closterium is the source of this 1002-nucleotide messenger RNA. Lineage: Eukaryota; Bacillariophyta; Bacillariophyceae; Bacillariales; Bacillariaceae. The record is from the annotation of a GenBank genome assembly.